This is a messenger RNA of Phialemonium atrogriseum, 2086 nucleotides long. RefSeq names its product aromatic-L-amino-acid decarboxylase. The transcript is spliced from 3 exons. Gene Ontology annotation, biological process: amino acid metabolic process. Lineage: Eukaryota; Fungi; Ascomycota; Sordariomycetes; Cephalothecales; Cephalothecaceae. Gene Ontology annotation, cellular component: cytoplasm. The record is from RefSeq and is a predicted model, not a curated record. Gene Ontology annotation, molecular function: pyridoxal phosphate binding; carboxy-lyase activity. The coding region runs from base 299 to 1849 and encodes 516 amino acids.
AGCUAAUGCAUCCCCAUCCAUCCACCCAACUCACCAAUGACUGGCGUCGAGGACGGGUAGAUAUUUUGUGCCGAACCUCGGUGGAUCCCGGUUUUCUGCGGCAGGACUUAUUCAGUAUUCACUAUAGAGAUCCGGCUUCUGCAGGGACACCCCUAGUUUCAACUCGGUCGUGCCUGUUAUAUAUUGCGGUAGCUAUCGUUAUAAAAGCAGUUCUACGAGGAGCUGAGGAUUCCUGGAAAGCUGCAACUACUUCUCAACUACACCACCGACUUUCUCUGUACGCCUCAAUCCGUCUAAUAUGGAUUCCAAAACUUUUAGAGAAGCCGCCAUCUCCUCAAUUGACGAGAUUGUGAACUACUAUGACAAUGUCUCUGAACGGGAGGUAGUCUCCACGGUCGAGCCGGGGUAUCUUAGAAAGAUACUCCCGACCGAGGCUCCCCAAGAGGGCGAGCAGUGGAAAGAUAUCCAGAAGGAUAUCGAGGAGAAGAUCAUGCCUGGGAUCACGCAUUGGCAACACCCUUCAUUCCACGCCUUCUUCCCCUGCGCCUCUAGCUUUCCGGGUAUCCUCGGCGAGCUCUACAGCGCCGCCCUGAGCGGCGCCUGCUUCAAUUGGAUCUGCAGCCCUGCCGUGACCGAGCUCGAGACCAUUGUUCUCGACUGGCUGGCCAAGCUGCUUGCCCUGCCCGAGUGCUUCCACUCGACGGGCCCGACUCGGGGUGGCGGUGUGAUCCAGGGCUCGGCAUCCGAGGCCGUCGUGACCGCCAUGGUCGCCGCGCGCGACAAGUACUUGCGGGAGACGGUACCCGCCCACCUGGAAGGGGAGGAGCGCGAGGAGGCAGUGGCCAUGAAACGUAGCAAGAUGGUCGCCCUCGGCAGCAGCACGACGCACAGCUCGACCAAGAAGGCGGCCAUCAUCCUCGGCGUGCGGUUCCAGACCAUCCCGGUGACGGCGGAGGACAACUACGCGCUGACGGGGCGUACCCUGCGCGCCAAGCUGGACAGCUGUCGGGCCAAGGGCCUCGAACCGUUCUUCCUGACUGCCACGCUCGGGACGACCGACACGUGCGCCGUGGACGACUUUGCCGACAUCGCUGACACGCUCGCCGCGUUCCGCCAGGAGUCCACCAGCCUGCCGUCCGACACGGCCGGCGGCGAGGUCUGGGUGCAUGUCGACGCCGCAUACGCGGGGGCGGCGCUGGUGUGCCCCGAGGUGCAGGAGGCGACCAAGAUCGGUCUGGUCAGCCGCUUCCACUCGUUCAACAUGAACAUGCACAAGUGGCUGCUGACCAACUUUGACGCCUCGUGCCUGUUCGUGCGCGACCGGGAGUGGUUCGUACAGGCCCUGACGGUCAACCAAGCCGUCUACAGCAACGCGGCGUCCUCGGGCGGCCUCGUGACCGACUACCGCGAGUGGCAGAUCCCGCUCGGCAGGCGGUUCCGCAGCCUCAAGAUCUGGUUCGUCAUGAGGUCGUACGGCGCCGAGGGCCUGCGGUCUCACAUCCGUCGGACCACGCGCCUCGGCGAGACGUUUGCGGGAUUGCUUGGGGGAAGGCCUGACCUGUUUGAGAUCCUGACCGGCCCCAGCUUCGCGCUGACGGUUUUCAGGAUGGUGGGUGGGGAGGCGGAGAAGGCUGGUGGGGAAGACUCGCAGCUUGAGGUGCGGAAUACCUUGACCAGGAAGCUGUAUGAGACGGUCAAUUCGAGCGGGAAGAUGUGGGUUACGAGCACGGAGCUGGACGGGAGGUUCGCGAUCAGGCUCAUGACGGGGGUACGGACUACCCAGGAAGAACACAUCCAGAUGGCGUUCCAGAUGCUUGUAGACUUGGCAGAGGGGAUACAGAGGGAGUAGACUUAAACGGCGUGUACAUGAUAGAUCGGCUCCAGGUGAUGGCUUGGUCGAUUGCCGCUUGUCUAUAGUCUUGGCUUUCCCCGGAGAUGAAUAUAAAUUCCCUGAGGGGCGCAAGUUACGGGCACUGGGUAUGCAGCUGGGCACACAAAACACCCCAAUAUAGGGAAAAGGUUCGCUAGAACUGGUUCUAUGUGUCGACAAUCUGCCCGGCCCCAACGUCCCCAGAGAAUAUGCUAG